Molecule: messenger RNA, 1108 nt
Organism: Stegodyphus dumicola
Lineage: Eukaryota; Metazoa; Arthropoda; Arachnida; Araneae; Eresidae
Product: sushi, von Willebrand factor type A, EGF and pentraxin domain-containing protein 1-like
Source: RefSeq, a predicted model, not a curated record
AUGGACUCUACAGCCGGAAGAUUUUAUCCGUAUUUUAUAUUUAAAGUUUUGACUUUAACAAACAAGUAUUUAUUUCGUUUAGAAGCUCCAGUAGCUGGCGCUCUAGAUGAUAACUGGUCACCAACUUUAAUUCUGGUUACGGCUAUCGCUGCAGGAGCGGCAACAGCCAUCUGCGUUCUCUGCCUCGCUGUAAGUCUCCAGGUUCUAAUAAAAAGGCGUCAAUCAAGGUCGAAUACAACUGUAUUUCAUCUAGGGGAAGUAGAUUCUUUAAGUUAUAGAAGUGGAAUAAAAAAGCACAAACCACAAGAAAGUACCAACUGUACAUUGGAUACUUAUACAGAAGUGAUUGAGCUACGCCACAAAGAUCAUAAAACAGCACCACGAAAGCCACGCUCUGCUUUGCCUCAUUUACCAUUAGAUGCAGACCCCGUUUAUGCUCAACCAUUUGAAACGACUACAGCACAACAUCCGAUGAAAAAGAUAUCCACGUACUCAAUGGGUAAUAAAGAUGACAUAUACACAGCUCAUAUAUAUGCUGAGCCUGUAGAUUCCCGGCGACCACCAUCUGGUACCAGCAACGUAUCUAACUCUUUUACAGAGGCGUGGUUUCAAGCUGGCACAGGAAAAUUUCGGCGAAAAAUGAGUUUACCCGACUGCACUUCUACGUUUAAUGACAAAGUGCAGCAUAAGAGUGACGAUAAUUUCGCAGCUUUUUACAAACUUUUCAGCCACCCUUCAACAUCCAGUUGCUUGAGACCAACAUCGAGUGAAGAAUGCCAAACUGAAUUAGAACCAACCAAAGAAAUUAUUUUCCCAGAAUUAAUAAACAAUUCAAUUUAUUUGGAAAGUAGUGAUCGGAACAUAUCUCCAGAAAACACAGAACGAUUUCAGAUGAUAGACAAUGAUAUUUAUUUGGACAAUUACUUUUCGCACGCUUAAUAAGAAUCAGAAAAAUACCUGAAAAGAAAUGUAAAUGAAUAUUUAGUUGAAUGUAAUCAUUUUGCAUGGCAAAAUGUAUAUUAUUAUACAAGAAUUAAAACAAACGCAGUUAACUUACUGAUGGGGGAGGCAAAACUGCUUUAAUGUUAUAAAACAUAUUUUAAUGUCA